Messenger RNA from Amaranthus tricolor (Joseph's coat), 1158 nucleotides. Its product is annotated as MADS-box protein AGL24-like. Lineage: Eukaryota; Viridiplantae; Streptophyta; Magnoliopsida; Caryophyllales; Amaranthaceae. The record is from RefSeq and is a predicted model, not a curated record. Gene Ontology annotation, molecular function: protein dimerization activity; DNA-binding transcription factor activity, RNA polymerase II-specific; RNA polymerase II cis-regulatory region sequence-specific DNA binding. Gene Ontology annotation, cellular component: nucleus. The transcript has 9 exons. Gene Ontology annotation, biological process: positive regulation of transcription by RNA polymerase II. Bases 313 to 990 code for a protein of 225 amino acids.
GAAUCUCUCUAUCUAAAAGUGGGCACCCUCAUUUAACUCUUCUUUUUUUUUCUUUGUUUCUCUCUCUUUCCACCAUUGGAGGGUUUGUCUAUGGUGUUAGUGAAAUCUCAAACAGCACUAUAUUCAACACAUAAUAAUAAAAAAUAAAAAUAAAAAAGAGCUUUCUCUAAUGGCACCCACUAGGAUUGCACGAUCCUAAUCAUUUUCUGAGUCUCCAUUCGGUAUAUUUGCUGAAAAUUUUCUCUAUAAUACCAUCUUCUUUCAAUUUUUUGUAAUGUGGGAUUCUUUCUUUUUAGGAUAUAAUUGGUAGAAAUGGUGAGGCAAAGAAUCCAGAUCAAGAAGAUUGAUAAUGUAACUGCAAGGCAAGUAACUUUUUCAAAGAGAAGAAGAGGUUUGAUCAAGAAAGCUCAGGAACUUUCAACUCUUUGUGAUGCUGAAAUUGGUCUUAUUGUUUUCUCUUCUACUGGAAAGCUUUUUGAGUACUCAAACACAAGGAUGCCCCAAGUUCUUCAACGGCAUAUGCUACAUGCAGACAACCUCAACAAAUUAGAGGAAUCCUCAGUUCAGUUGGAGGCUGAGGAUAGUAUGUGUAAAAUACUAACCAAAGAACUGGAGGACAAGACUCGAGAAGUAAGCCGAAUCAGUGGAGAAGACCUUGAUGCAUUGAGCCUUGAUGAGCUUAUGAAAAUUGAAAGACAAGUUGAAAGGGGUCAAAUCAAAGUUCGCCGAGCCAAGGAAGAAAAACUUCGGAAAGAAAUUGUCAACCUCAAACGAAAGGAGAUGGAAAUGGCGAAGGAGAAUCAAAUGUUAAAGGAACAGAUGAAAGAUGUGUCUACUCAACAAUUUUCCUUGCUGCAAUUGGCUCAAAGUCUAAAAUCUGAUGUCAAUCUUCCUUCAUCUGCUCAAAUCCGAUGGCAACCCCCAGAACUCAACUUAAUCUCUAAUAAUUUUCUCACAUUGGGCCCUCCUGUACAGAGUGGAAAUUUAUGAAGCAAUUUGCAAUAAAUCCAUGGAGAGUGUGAAAACAUAAUCCAUAUGGUCACAGAGAAGGAUAAGGCUGUAGAUUUUGUUAAAUGUAAUACUCCUUGAAUGUUUUGGCCUUGUAAUUAUUGUCACAUCUGUAAAACUACUAAAAUAAGUAAAUUACAUCUCUGCCUC